Molecule: messenger RNA, 838 nt
Organism: Cimex lectularius (bed bug)
Lineage: Eukaryota; Metazoa; Arthropoda; Insecta; Hemiptera; Cimicidae
Product: EEF1A lysine methyltransferase 2
Exons: 5
Coding region: 113-766 (217 amino acids)
Biological process (GO): peptidyl-lysine monomethylation; peptidyl-lysine dimethylation
Cellular component (GO): cytoplasm
Molecular function (GO): protein-lysine N-methyltransferase activity
Source: RefSeq, a predicted model, not a curated record
AAUAUUUAUGUUCCAGUGAGUGAACAUAACAGUAAAGCCCCACGUGGCUGGUUAUAAUUUGUUUUUAUCAGUUUUAUUAGAUUUAUAUUAUUUAUGAAUUAAUGUUAUCGUUAUGGAGCAAGAAGAAGAAGAAUUGGGCCCAUCUGAACUAGGAACUAGAGAAUAUUGGUGUUCGAUUUAUGAAAGGGAUAGGAAAAAUUAUAUCAACCAUGGUGAUGUUGGUGAGAUAUGGUUUGGCGAAGAGAGUGAAAUGAGAGUUUUAAGCUGGAUGACAAGAAACGAUUUACCGAAUGACAGCAAGAUAAUAGAUUUGGGCUGCGGCAACGGCAUGAUGUUAAUUGAGUUGGCGAGGGAGGGUUACAACAACCUGACGGGAGUCGAUUACUGCGAAGAUGCUAUUGAACUGUGCAAAAGUAUCAUCGAGUCCCAAUCAAUGAUGAUUUCGCUCAAGGUUGCCGACCUGACAGGAGAAGUGAGUAAUCUGUAUGGUUUCGACAUCGCCCUGGACAAGGGUACGUACGACGCCAUCAGCCUCAACCCGGAAGAUACGCAGUACAAGAGGCAAAAAUAUAUUCAAAAUGUUGCAACGAUUUUGAGAAAAAAUGGAUUGCUUAUUAUCACAUCCUGUAAUUGGACAGCCGCUGAAAUCAUUAAACAUUUCAAUGCAGAGUUCAAACACAAGCAUACUAUUCCAACUCCAUCAUUCAAGUUCGGCGGAAAAGUCGGCAACGUCGUGUCAACUGUUGUUUUAGAAAAGCUAAAAUGAAUUUCAAUAAGUUAAUAAAUUGUACAAACAUGCUGUAUAUUUUUACAAAAUAAACUCUUUUAAAGAAAAAAA